Molecule: messenger RNA, 1770 nt
Organism: Vespula vulgaris
Lineage: Eukaryota; Metazoa; Arthropoda; Insecta; Hymenoptera; Vespidae
Product: serine/threonine-protein phosphatase 2A regulatory subunit B'' subunit gamma-like
Exons: 7
Coding region: 121-1464 (447 amino acids)
Biological process (GO): microtubule cytoskeleton organization; T cell homeostasis; regulation of dephosphorylation
Cellular component (GO): spindle; centrosome
Source: RefSeq, a predicted model, not a curated record
CGAUGUUAAUGUCGCGAACUACCUUAUCAUCAAAAUUUUUUAACAACGUUCCUAAAUCGCAGCAACUUGUAGCUAUCACGCAUUAUGAUUUACUGGAUUUAAACAAUAUUCAAUGUUAAAAUGGAAUUGGAAACGUUGUUGCGAAAAUGUGCCUUGACAAAUAAAUUUGAAAAAAAACAAGAAGAAAGUGAAAAAAUAGAGGAUGAAUAUUUUCAAGAAAUAUAUGAUCAGUGGAAAGGAACAAAAGCAAAAGAUAAAGAUUUAACUUAUAAAGUGAUACCUAAAUUCUAUUUUAAGUUACCUAAAGAAGAUGAGAUACUGCCACAAAAACUACGAGAAGAAACGCGUGCAUUGUUUCUACAAAGACGUUCGCGUCAGUUAUUAGAUAAUAAUGAAUUAAAAGCACUGUGGGUCUUGUUAGACAAAUAUCAUAGUCCACCUUUGUCAGGAGAAGAACAGUUGAUUAAUUAUGAAGAUUUUAAAAAAGUGGGCCAAUUGGCUGGUACCAAAUGUAGUCCUUAUUUUACUGCAGUUGUUUUUGCGAAACUUCAACAAGGUGAUCAACAUGGAAGAAUAAGUAUAAUGGCAUUAUUUAAUUAUGUCAUGAGAAAAGUUUGGUUGCAUCAAACACGAAUUGGUCUUUCUUUGUAUGAUGUCACUGGACAAGGAUACCUUAGGGAAUCUGACCUGGAAAAUUAUAUUUUAGAACUGAUACCAACACUGCCACAACUGGAAGGUCUUGAAAAAUCAUUCCAUUCUUUUUAUGUAUGUACAGCUGUUAGGAAAUUUUUAUUCUUUUUGGAUCCUCUCAGAACUGGAAGAGUUCGUAUACAAGAUAUUCUUGCAUGCAGUUUUCUUGAUGAUCUGUUAGAAUUACGAGAUGAAGAUUUACCUAAAGAUUUGCAAGAAGCAAAUUGGUUUUCAGCACCAUCUGCGCUUAAAGUUUAUGGCCAGUAUCUCAACCUUGACAGAGAUCAUAAUGGAAUGCUUAAUAAAGAAGAGCUUGCAGGGUAUGGAACAGGCACUUUGACCGGUGUAUUUUUAGAGAGAGUGUUUCAAGAAUGCUUAACUUAUGAAGGGGAGAUGGAUUACAAAACUUAUUUGGAUUUUGUUUUGGCUUUGGAAAAUCGGCACGAACCUCAAAGCUUACAUUACCUUUUUCGUAUAUUAGAUAUCAAUAAUCGUGGUUAUCUUGAUACAUUUUGUCUUAAUUAUUUUUUUCGAGCAAUACAAGAACAAAUGACAAUGCAUGGUCAAGAACCAGUCAGUUUUGAAGAUGUAAAAGAUGAAAUAUUUGAUAUGGUUAAACCAGCUAAUCCAUGUAAAAUUACAUUACAAGAUUUAUUAUCUUGUGGACAAGGUGAUACAAUGGUGAGUAUUUUAAUAGAAUUUCAUGGUUUCUGGGCUUAUGAAAAUCGUGAAGCUAUGGCUGCUGAUACAGGAGAUGAAUCAUCUCACGUAUGAUAAACUAAAAAUACGAAAAUAACAUCUAUACAUACCCAAAGUUCCUUAAUGACUUUGCUUUAGUAAAAGUGAUGAUAUGAUAUGAUUGGUACUAUAUCAGGGAUGAAUCAUACUGAAACUAUGCGGACUAUAUCCUAAAGCUCCUAAAAUUUGAGGGAGCAUACUUAAAGUCUGCACUUUUUUAUAAAAAAUGAACAAUAUGUAAAAUGAAAAUUUUCAGAUAUGUUAUUUCAAUGUUAUUCUAGAAAGUGUAAGACUAUUGUAUAAGUGAUAUGUAAAUAAAACUAUUUUUAUAAAAAUCUCAAA